AUGCCGCCUCCCCAUACUGCCUCCGAUAAGUCUAGACAGUCGUCAGCGGGCAAAUCGUUUUUCGGAAGAAAAUUACAUAAGGAUCGUCCCCCAGAUACCCGGUUGGAAGGCAACGGUGGUCUGGAGGUGUUUGGGGCUAGCGGCUCUGCGUCGGGAUCACGCUCCUCCCGGCAUUCCAAGCGCGAAUCCGUACUCUCGGUGGACGUACCUUUUGACCAAGAAGGCUUCGGAAUGUCGUCUGGUAUUAUCACCGCUAUCCCUUACGAUAGCGUCGCGCCAGACCCCAAAUCACCGAUCCCCGUUGAUUACCUCCCGAAAGUAGACCAGCAACCACGAAAGGAGCCGUCUCCCCAUCACCUAAAUAAGCCGGGAUUUGACCACCACCAGUAUCCGUCGUGGAAUGGCCAAGUGCCAUCUACUGGGUCAUCCCACCCGGGCGGCCCAAGGCCUCCGCCGAGUGCCAAUACAACAAUGGCUGCAGGCCAGACGGGGGACAAGGGACCCAAAUACCAGCAAUGGGGUGGGCCAGGAAACGGCUACCCUUCCUACUCGACGCCCGACUCGUCGACAAAUUCCCGCACAUCCCUAGACCAGAAUAGCAUUUACUCAUCUAUGUCAUCCGCCACGCGAGGCUCCACUCAAACCUCCAUUGACACUUCCUCCCGUCCGUACACAUCCCAGUCUAAUGAACGAUAUGCGCUACCCUCCGCGUCAUCAGCACCCAGAUACUCCUCCACAACACAAGCGCAAUACUCCUCUACCAGUCCCUCAUCCUCGUUGACAGUUUCUGCCGACGGAAGCAUGAAUCGACCGAAAGAUGAUAGAAUCGUUGACCAAAUGUUCUACGAACUGAUGAUCAAGAGAGGGUGGCAGAACCUACCGGAGCAAGCGAAGAGACAGAUGCUCGCAUACCCAGCCUCCAAGAAGUGGACUCUAGUGCACCAGGACCGUCUGACGCAAUGGCAGGGGGAGCAAAAGAGAAAGCAAAAUGCUCGGCUCACAUAUGGCUCUGCCGAUGGCACCGCAGGCCUGCUCUCAAGAGCAGACGAAGAAGGGAGCCCGGAGUGGUAUGUGAAAAAGGUAAUGGAUGAUUCGAUCAAUACAAAACAGUUACAAAGUCUCAGUGUUAGUUUGCGGACGCAACCAAUAAUCUGGGUAAAAUCAUUUGUGGAAGCCCAAGGACCUAUUGCCCUGACAAGCGUCCUUAUCAAAAUUAAUCGACGGAAAGCCUCUGGACCAGCUCCAGCUUCAUCGGCAUCCGGCGACAGGGACCUCGAUCGCGAAUAUGAUAUCGCGAAAUGCCUCAAGGCAUUAAUGAAUAAUAAAUAUGGCGCUGACAAUGCUCUGGAGCAUCAACAAGUCAUUAUCGCACUCGCCAGUUCGUUAAUAUCUCCACGUCUGACCACACGCAAAAUGGUCAGCGAAAUAUUGACGUUCCUUUGUCAUUGGGCUGAUGGCAAGGGCCAUCAGAAGGUUCUCCAAGCAAUGGACACUGUUAAAAACAUGCAAGGAGAGACUGGUCGUUUCGAUGCCUGGAUGCGCAUUGUCGAGGUUACUAUCGACGGACGAGGGAAAAUGGGAAGCCUUGUUGGUGCCAGCGAAGAAUUUCGAAGUGGAGGCAUAGGCAUGGAGAACUUGUUGAUGGAGUAUGCGCUCUUUACCAUGUUCUUGAUCAAUAUGAUCGUCGACGCAGCAGAGCAUGAUCUGCAGCUUCGCUGCCAUAUCAGGGCACAGUUCACCUCUUGCGGGAUAAAGCGACUGCUGGGGAAAAUGGAAGAAUUCCAGUAUGACGCUAUCGACAAACAAAUUGAAAAGUACCGAGAAAAUGAAGCCAUUGAUUAUGAAGAUCUUCUCCAGCGGGAGAAUAGUAGUAUGAAAGAUAGCAUCGAAGGGGAAGUUACUGAUAUGAACGACCCGGUCCAGAUUACGAAUGCGAUAGCGGCUAAGAUGAAGGAUGGCCGUUCACAGGAUUACUUCCUUUCUGCAAUGCAGCACUUACUGCUAAUCCGAGAGAACUCUGGGGAGGAUGGAGUGAGAAUGUUCCAACUCGUGGAUGCCAUGCUUAGUUAUGUGGCCAUGGAUCGUCGGCUUCCAGAUUUAGAUCUGAAGCAAAGUUUAAAUUUUACGGUCCAGAGCUUGCUUGAUAAACUACAUACAGACGCAGAGGCAAGGCGCGCAUUCGAUGAGUCUCUUGAAGCGCGGCAGAUUGCAGACGCCGCCAUUGCCGAGAGAGACGAGGUGAGGGCACAGCUUGAGCUUGGUGCUGACGGGCUAGUUAAAAAGCUCCAGAAGCAGAUUGAAGAGCAAACGGAUAUCAUUAAUCUCCAGUCACGACAGAAGGAUGCCUUGAAGGCAGAACUGGAGGAUCUUCAGCGACUACGGAGUCAGGAAUUGCAGCGGAAUGAGUUGGAGACACGCGAAUUGUAUCUUAUGCUUCGUGACGCACAGGAAGUUGCGGCCUCCAAAGCACAGAAAGCGGGACAAGAGAUUCUUGGCGACACAGAUCCGGCUCAGAUGAAUGGCAUUCUCGAUCGUGAAAAACUUAUGAGUCGUCUCGAGAAACAACUGGAGCGAACCAAGACGCAAUUCAAGCUUGAGGGUAGAGUUUGGGAGGAGGGUGGGGAAUCGGAUAGGCUGCGCGAAUUGCGCGAGCAAAUGGAUGGCGGUGACAUCGGAUCAGCUGGUGGAUUCGAUGAGGAAACGAAACGAACUUUCACUAAUAGCACGUUUGGCGUUGUUUCCCGGAACCGAAGUCAGGGCGCCAAUAAGAAGGACGUUGAAGAUGAGCAGCAUCUUUCCGACGUUGGUGAGGAGGAUGGUGACGAGCAAGGUGUUGUAGAACGGCCGCGAUUAGUUGAGAUCAAACGGCCUCGCAUGAACCCUAUGCAAGCGACUGGAUUGUUGGGCGAAAUUGCGUCCAGGGUACAGAAGAUUGACGAAAGUGAUGACGAGAAAGAUGAAAGUAAAAAGCCGAAGCCAGAGCCUACUACAACUCCUAAACCGCCUCCACCACCUCCGCCACCUCCUGCAGUUGGUGGCCCGCUGCCUCCUCCACCCCCUCCUCCACCGCCUCCUCCAGGUGUUGGCCUACCACCCCCACCUCCACCCCCUCCGCCAGGUGUUGGCGCUCCUCCACCACCCCCGCCCCCUCCUCCCGGCAUAGGUGGCCCACCCCCUCCUCCACCGCCACCACCCCCUCCGCCAGGUGUUGGUGCUCCUCCCCCACCACCGCCCCCUCCUCCCGGCGCGGGUGGCCCUCCCCCUCCUCCGCCGCCACCUCCAGGCGUUGGAGGUCCUCCACCGCCCCCACCCCCUCCACCAGCUGGAUCAAGCAUAGGCAGCUGGAAGAAGACGUACCUGCCUGCGGAUGCUCCUGCAGCCACUAUUGGGUUGCCGUUCAUUCGACCGAAAAAGAAGUUAAAGGCUCUGCAUUGGGAGAAAGUCGAUUCUCCUCAAGUAACUGUCUGGGCAGCGCAUGCUCCCACGCCUGAAGCGAAAGAAGAGAAAUAUACCGAGCUCGCCAAGAAGGGCGUUCUGGACGAAGUUGAGAGACUAUUUAGAGCCAAGGAGACAAAGGUUCUGGGAACUGGCACGGGUAAAAAGAAAGACAAGAAGCAAAUCAUACCAGGUUCUCUCAUGCAUAAGUUUCAGAUCUCAAUGGCCAAAUUUUCGGAGCUCUCACCUGAUGAGGUUGUGCGGAAAAUCAUCCACUGCGAUCCCGAUAUUGUAAACAAUAAUGUUGUAAUGGAAUUCUUGCAGAAGGACGAACUCUGCAGCGUUCCAGAAAACAUUGCCAAGGCAAUGGCGCCCUACUGCAAAGAUUGGACGGGCCCUGACGCGGCAAACUCGCCCCGAGAUCAAGACCCGAGUGAACUCACGCGUGAGGAUCAAAUUUAUCUUCAGACUGCCGUCGAGCUUAAUCAUUAUUGGAGAGGACGGAUGCGCGCUCUUCAGCUAACUCGCACCUUCGAGUCGGAUUAUGACGAUUUAUCCGCAAAGCUACAGGAAAUCGUUCGUGUUUGUGAAUCUCUCCGUGAUUCGGUGUCAUUAAUGAACGUUCUUGGUCUGAUUUUGGACAUUGGGAAUUUCAUGAAUGGGGCAAACAAACAAGCUGUUGGAUUCAAGCUCAGCUCCCUUUCUCGCCUGGCUAUGGUUAAGGAUGAUAAGAACGAAUCGACAUUUGCUGACCUGGUAGAACGGAUUGUGCGAAACCAAUACCCGGAGUGGGAAGGCUUCGUGGAGGAGAUUGGUGGUGUCGUCGCUGUUCAAAAGGUGAACGUGGACCAGCUCCGGACCGAAGCGCAAACAUAUAUCAGCACAAUCAAGAAUGUUCAGGCCAGCUUGGAUUCCGGCAAUCUGAGUGACCCGAAGAAAUUCCACCCACAAGAUCGGGUCAAUCAGGUAGUCCAACGGUCAAUGAAGGAUGCCAGACGUAAAGGUGAACAGAUGCAGCUGUAUCUUGAUGAAAUGUCGAAGACAUAUGAUGAUAUCAUGGUCUUCUACGGCGAAAAUAGCUCGGAUGACAAUGCAAGAAGGGACUUCUUCAGCAAGCUCGCCGCGUUUGUCACGGAGUGGAAGAAUUCGAAGGAGAAGAAUAUGUCUUGGGAAGAAUCGCGGCGGCGAAUGGAUGCAUCGUUGGCACGGAAGCGUAACAAUGCGGCCGCUAUCAACGGCCGUACGGAGAAUGCCGAUGCACAAUCACCGACGUCCAGCGGAGCCAUGGAUACCCUACUAGAGAAGCUGCGAGCCGCUGCACCGCAGGCGCGCGACCAGCGUGAUCGCCGGCGUCGUGCACGACUGAAAGAACGCCACCAGGUCAGGGUUGCGUCCGGCCAGAAAAUGCCAGACUUGUCUGACGGAGCCGGUGAAAAAGCCACCGAAGGCGAUGUCGAGGACGCUAGCAGUACCCCCAACGGCGAUCUCUUGAGUCCACGCAGCCCGACAGAUGAUCCAACGUCUCCUGCGAAAGAAACACAAGUAUCUGAGGGUGAGGACAUCGCUGAUAGGGCUGCAAGCAUGCUUCAGGGGCUUAGAAACGAUAAAGAUGGCGCCGCCGAUCGCGCGCGCCGUAGAGAGACUGCCGAAGAAGCUAGACGCAACCGGAGACUACGGAGGAGGACACCAGUGACUAAUGGAAGCAAGGAUGGCGAUAACGCUGGUGGGCCUCCAUCACCGGCGAAAGCACCUGAUUCCGCGGGAACUGAAGGAGGGUCUCCGGUCAGCUCAACCAUGCCCGAUGAUUUGCCACGGUCGUCGGAAACGCCGUCCAUCGUCGUCUCUGGAAUUAAAGAUGCAGAAGCAGAACCAUCGUCAUGA
Messenger RNA from Blastomyces dermatitidis ER-3, 5316 nucleotides. RefSeq names its product cytokinesis protein. The transcript is spliced from 4 exons. Bases 1 to 5316 code for a protein of 1771 amino acids. Gene Ontology annotation, biological process: actin filament bundle assembly; mitotic actomyosin contractile ring assembly; barbed-end actin filament capping. The record is from RefSeq and is a predicted model, not a curated record. NCBI's taxonomy places the organism in Eukaryota, Fungi, Ascomycota, Eurotiomycetes, Onygenales, Ajellomycetaceae. Gene Ontology annotation, molecular function: small GTPase binding; actin binding. Gene Ontology annotation, cellular component: mating projection tip; cell division site.